CUACACAAUGACAGUCUUCUCUCAGUAAGAUGAAACCUGCUUUGGCUUCUGCAGAUCCACCCAUCCUCAUAACGACCAAGUAGAAGGCUAUGGUUUUCUCUUUGGGGAUCUUUUGUGCAUUACUGUUCUCCCUGAUUCGUUUUGGCCUCAGUUGGGAUUUCUGUGCUUUUUUGUUUGGCUACAUGCUGAAAAAGGAUUUUUUUUCCAACCCUUCGGUAAUAAUCCAGUGGUGAUCAAGGGGGAUAAAUCAUUCACCCUGGCCGAAAAAAAACAAUCACUGAGAAGUCUCAAAGAAAUAUACCACGUGAGGGGGAAAAACUGGGAGAAGAUCCGGAAUAUUAUCGUUUUUCCUAUGGUAAAACCGGCGCCCCUCUUCAGGAGAACUGAUUUCAAAUUAUUAUUAUGCAACCACAAGGAUCUCUUCUUUCUCAGGGUGUCUAAGCUGCUGGAUUGCUUUUCGCCCAAAUCAAUGUGGUUUCUUUGGAACAUUUUCAGCAAAGGAACGCAUAUGCUGCAGUGUCUUUGUGGCAAGAGUCUUAAGAAAAACAAGAACCCAACUGGUUUCAGGUUUUUAGUUCUACAUUUCUCUCCCCGAAUACUCAUGAAAAAUUGCUGUACCUAUGACAGAUCCCCAGCUCAAGGGUAUAGUGACCAGGUUAUAUUGCAGGCAAGGCUACUACUUGCAAAUGCACCCCGAUGGAGCUCUCGAUGGGACCAAGGAUGACAGCACUAAUUCCACACUGUUCAACCUCAUCCCAGUGGGACUGCGUGUUGUUGCCAUCCAGGGUGUGAAGACAGGGUUGUACAUAGCCAUGAAUGGAGAAGGUUACCUCUACCCAUCAGAACUUUUUACCCCUGAAUGCAAGUUUAAAGAAUCUGUUUUUGAAAACUAUUAUGUAAUCUACUCAUCCAUGCUGUACAGACAACAGGAAUCCGGUAGAGCCUGGUUUUUGGGAUUGAAUAAGGAAGGGCAAGCUAUGAAAGGAAACAGAGUAAAGAAAACGAAACCAGCAGCUCAUUUUUUACCCAAGCCAUUGGAAGUUGCCAUGUACCGAGAACCAUCUUUGCAUGAUGUUGGAGAAACGGUCCCGAAGGCUGGCGUGACCCCAAGUAAAAGCACAAGCGCGUCUGCAAUAAUGAAUGGAGGCAAACCAGUGAACAAGAGUAAGACAACAUAGCCAGAUCCUCACAGGUGUUGUGACUUAUUCGUCCUGAGCACAGUUGAGUGAUUUAUCCUUACAAGACAUUCCUGCUCCUGGGGCUGAGGAGCACUGGAAGUAAGCAGAUGCUUGCUCUUUGCUGUCUCAGAACUUGCUUGUCGCAAAUGGAUAAAUCUCAACCUGUUGCACCCCCCACAGCAAGAAGACACCUGGAUAACCAGCUGAACUCAGACCGUGGAAUGCCCUACCAGAUAUGGAAUGCCUUUUUAAUAUAUUUUCUGUGACUGUGACACUUCAUGUGAGUGACAUACUUCACAAGUACACUUGAUACCUUGCCUGCUGACAGUUACCCAUAUUCCUUUUUGAGUCCUGUUUCAGCGAAAUCUGUGUGUUUCAGUUCAAUUUUGUAGCACACCAAUACUAUUGAGUAAUUUCUAGUUAGACGCUGUAAAACCUGUGCUAUUAUGGAUUUCUCUUCUUCCCCGUUUUUACAGGGCUGCUCGCUCCACUGUCUGUGACCUUUUACAGGGAUUGUGUUCCUCGAAAUCUCAAACGUUGCAGUUGGCUGAGUUUGGAGAGCAAUCAGGGAAUCAGGAAGCCUUCUAAACCUAUUAUUACAAAUUGCAUCUAUAAAGAUUAAAAUUGUUGUGUCUGGCUCACACUAUCGAUGAAACACACAUAUAUGCCCUAUCCAAGUAGCAGAUACUGUGCCCCCAAGGUCGGCAUUGGCGGGGUGGGAAAUGGGUCAAACACACCCCAUGAGAAGCUCUCUAGGAUUUGUGUUUGACAUCCCCCUAUAGUUUCUUUGUGUGUGUGUGUGUGUGUUUUAUACAUAUCACAAGCUUACUGGUAAUGGUAACAUUUGCCUUGCCCAGCGAGCAAGACCCACUGGUUUUUGGGAAAGUGGGUCCAAAGAACUCUGUAGGCCUUGUAGGCCUGAUUAAGGUUCAUUUUUCAUCUACUAAUUCUCAUUAUUUGGAAAAAAAAGAAAAACCGAUAAUUACAACCUACGCGAAUUACGCUAUCUAAAUCCAUUUCAUAUAUAAUCCUGUUUUUAAUGAACUGAACUUAAUGCCAUCCCCGUUUUUGGCUGCAUCCCACUCAUACUCAGCAGAGCAUGGGCAAGGCGGCUGUUGUGUUCUUUUCUGCAGCAGCAAUGCAAACGUUAGUUAUAAAUUAGACUUUAAUAUUUUUGGUGUUUAAUGACAAGUUUUUAAACUGGACAUAUUAGGAAAAAACAUUUUUUUUAGCUCAGCAUGCUGAGUCCGGUACUGUGUAUUUCUCCAGUACAUACCUCUAGCAGCCCUGUACGGCCCCUGAUGCCCAAUGGCUGGGUUAGAGGUACCUUGCCAUGCUCUCAGAAUACAGUCUGUUGAAUUGUUCUAGAUAAAAAUAAAAGGCAAAUCAACGCAUUCAAACAUCAGGGUUUUGGUCCAUUCAGUUUAUUUGCUUCUGUUUUAUUUUGCUUUCUUAAUUUCCUUUUUCAUUUAAUACUGUUGAGCUCUGAGCUUAGUGAAGACUACUAAGAAACACUCUGAACAGUUGACUACACAGUGAAGAUACCAUGCAAAAUGUUCAACAUUGGAGAUAGAGUUUCAAAAGGUUUAAUACUAAACUGUUUGGAAAUGUAUCUGUUAAUUCUCUGUAUACGUAAUAAAAUCCAAUGUUUUCUUCUCAGAAGAGUUAAUUAAGACCAAACCGAACCUCAUUUAUGGAAAACUGUAUGUGGGAUCAAUGUGCUGGCCUCUUGUUAUUAAUUCUGUGUGGAUCAUGACCCAGCCACCAUUUUCCUCCAUCUGCGCUGUAUUUACUGGGAAAUUAUUUUGUCACUGCUUUCGUUAAUCUCCAUGGCAGUCUUUGCCCAACAUUUAAAAAUUUUGGCCUGCUUAGCUGAUUAAAGAUUUAGUAUAAAUUUAACUGUUUAUGCUUAUUUCAUUUUCAUAUUGGAUUCCAUUUUAAUAAAUAAAAAGUUAGCAUAA
Trichechus manatus latirostris (Florida manatee) is the source of this 3139-nucleotide messenger RNA. RefSeq names its product fibroblast growth factor 14 (gene FGF14). The transcript is spliced from 6 exons. Bases 621 to 1178 code for a protein of 185 amino acids. Gene Ontology annotation, molecular function: sodium channel regulator activity; growth factor activity. Gene Ontology annotation, cellular component: nucleus; cytoplasm. Gene Ontology annotation, biological process: regulation of voltage-gated sodium channel activity. The record is from RefSeq and is a predicted model, not a curated record. NCBI's taxonomy places the organism in Eukaryota, Metazoa, Chordata, Mammalia, Sirenia, Trichechidae.